AUGGGCGGAAUUGGUAAGACAACUCUUACCAAAAAAGUAUAUGAGAAUGAAUUAGUGAACGGACAUUUUGAUUGCUGUGUUUGGAUCACCGUGUCUCAGCCAUACAAUGUGUCCAAGAUACUCAUGUCCAUGACAAAGCAAAUCUACCAGGCAAAAGAAACUACUCUAAGGCAAAUAAACAUGGCAAACGAGAUCACACUAAUUAGCCAGCUGAGGAAAUGUUUACAGCAAAAGAGGUAUGUUGUGGUUUUUGAUGAAGUCUGGAAGAUAGAGUUUUGGGAAAUUAUGAAACAUGCUUUACCAUGCAAUGACAGAGGUAGCAACAUUAUCAUCACAACACGUAGUGAUCUCAUUGGUGUUUCUUGUAAAGAAUCUUUAUUUGAUCAAGUGCACAAGCUACAACCUCUAUCUCAAGACAAGGGUUGGGAAUUGUUUUGCAGAAAGGCAUUCCAGAUCGAGUUCCAGAGGUGUUGUCCGAGAGAGUUGGUGAUAAUGUCGAUGGACAUUGUCAAAAAAUGUGAAGGCCUACCACUUGCAAUUGUUGCCAUAGGUGGUCUUUUGUCAACAAAGGAGAAGGUGUCGUUAGAAUGGCAAAAGUUGCACGAUAGCCUCAAGGACUACUCAAUAAGUGGUUCAAGAUUACUUUGGCUAUGUGUAGCUGAGGGCUUUAUAAAAGGAAAGAAGGGAAAAACAUUGGACGACGUAACAAAAGAAUACUUAAUGGAGCUCGUCCAUAGAAACUUGGUUCAAGUUUCAUUUGGGGAGCAUGAUUAUGAGAUAUACAGAAUGUAUAGAAUCCAUAAUCUGCUGCAUAAAAUCAUCCUAUCGAAGGCUGCAGAGUUGAAUUUUUAUCAAGUUCUAGAAGCUGGUGACACAACUUCCCUUGGAAAAAGUCGGUGCCUAUCAAUCCGCGAUGUUCGAGAAAAUGUUUCGAGACAAUUCAAGCUUUUGAAAGUGUUGGAUUUCGAAGAUGCUCCGAUUGAUUAUCUUCCUCAAGAAGUGAGUAAUUUAUUCCACUUGAAGCACUUAAGUUUGAAGAGAACAAAAGUGAAGAUACUUCCAAAAUCGGUGGGUAGGCUACAGAACCUACAUACACUAAAUGUCGUGGGAACUGCAGUGCAUGAGUUACCAAUUGAGAUAUUUAGGCUUUACAAGUUGAGACUGAUUUUGGCUCAUUCUCAUGACUUCGAAAUUAAAAAUACCUUUUAUUCAAUGAGAGGUGCAAAAGUGCAUGAAGGGGUUGGAUGUUUAAACGACUUGCAAGCGCUAUCAUUUAUUGUGGCAAAUCAUUCUGGGGUUGGUUUAUUUGAAGAGCUCGGAAAGUUGAGUUAA
This is a messenger RNA of Alnus glutinosa, 1332 nucleotides long. Its product is annotated as disease resistance protein RPM1-like. The coding region runs from base 1 to 1332 and encodes 443 amino acids. The transcript has 3 exons. Lineage: Eukaryota; Viridiplantae; Streptophyta; Magnoliopsida; Fagales; Betulaceae. The record is from RefSeq and is a predicted model, not a curated record. Gene Ontology annotation, biological process: defense response to other organism. Gene Ontology annotation, molecular function: ADP binding.